Wallemia mellicola CBS 633.66 is the source of this 1500-nucleotide messenger RNA. RefSeq names its product glutathione synthase. The transcript has 3 exons. NCBI's taxonomy places the organism in Eukaryota, Fungi, Basidiomycota, Wallemiomycetes, Wallemiales, Wallemiaceae. Gene Ontology annotation, cellular component: cytosol. Gene Ontology annotation, biological process: glutathione biosynthetic process. The record is from RefSeq and is a predicted model, not a curated record. The annotation marks the transcript as partial. Gene Ontology annotation, molecular function: ATP binding; glutathione binding; glutathione synthase activity.
AGAUGGAAUUCCCACCGAAAAUAGAAGAGAGCUUUGAGAAGGAGUUAAUAGAGAAUUUAAGAGCAUUUUGUUUAGGAAAUGGUUUAGUUUUAUUACCACCGAUUAAGGCGGGUGAAACUACUGUCAGUUCAAGCGAAGGUGUACAAGCACCUGUAUCUUUAUUCCCUACACCAUUUCCUAGAAAGUUAUACAAUCAAGCUCUAUCAAUACAGCCUGUUUUCAAUGAGUUAUACGCAAACGUUGCCAGGGAUGUCGAAUUCCUGGAUAAAGUUAUGAGCGAUGUAUCUAGAUUUGACACCUUCCAAGCCUCUUUAUGGGAUCAAUGGAAGUCUAUUAGAGAUAGUAUCGUACAGCCAAAUCAGCUGUUGGUUGCCAGAAGUGAUUACUUGUGUAAUACAUCAGUAAGCUCAAAAGGAGAUGUUAAAGGUUUAUCACAAGUUGAAUUUAAUACAAUAGCAGCCUCAUUCGGUGCAUUAUCAAAUCAAGUACAUCAAUUACAUGAUUAUUUAUCAAAGGAUGUUAGAUAUAGCGGUUUACAUCCUUUACUCAAGAAUGAUAUUGCUGAAAAUAAUACACUUAAUGGCCUAAUUGAUGGAUUUGAAGCCGCUCACAAGAUCUACAAAUCAGGUUACUUAAGAUCGAAGCAUUCACCUUACAUUUUAUUCGUUGUACAAGAUAACGAAAGGAACGUAUUCGAUCAACGCCUUUUAGAAUUCGAAUUAAGCAGACGGGGCAUAAGAACAAUUAGAAGGACACUUACUCAACUUACUCAACAAGCAAGUCUAAGUGAUGAGAAUGCCUUGAAAGUAAAUGGAAUUGAAAUUUCCGUCGUUUAUUAUAGAAGUGGCUACUCACCGGACGAUUAUACUUCAAAGAAAGAAUGGGAUGUUCGUAAAUUGAUAGAAUUAUCAUUGGCAAUUAAGUGUCCAACUCUUGCAUUACAACUAGCCGGAUGUAAAAAAGUUCAACAAGUUUUAGUUGAUGAAAACACAUUAUCAAAAUACCUCAAUCCAAGUCAAGUUAGAAAGAUAAAGACUUACUUUGUUGAAAUUUUACCAUUUGAUGAAUCAGAUAGAGGAAAAUUAGCUCAUUCAAUUGUCAAUAAUGUUGAGAAAUGUAGAGAUUUCGUUUUGAAACCUCAACGUGAAGGUGGUGGUAAUAAUAUCUACAAAGAGCAAAUAAAGGACUUUGUUAAAGGAGUUAAGAAGGAAGAACUUUCUCAAUACAUUUUAAUGGAAUUGAUUAAACCACCUGCGAACCUCAACAAUUAUUUAGUUAGAUAUACGGAUGAUAGAGUUAUACCAUCUGACGUCGUGUCAGAGUUGGGUAUUUAUGGUACUGUAAUAUUCAACAACCAUACGAUAACAAGGAAUGAAACUGCAGGUCAUUUACUCAGAACGAAAUCAAAAGAGAGUGAUGAAGGUGGUGUAGCAGUUGGCAUUUCAGUUAUUGAUGAGUUGUUAUUAAUUUGAUUAUUUUAUACAUUUGGUAAUAAUCUUC